AACCCCUCCUUACCCUUUUUUUCCUUCCUCCUCGCCCUUUCACUCACUCUCUCUCUCUCCGCGAAAGCUUUCCUUUCCAUAGCCAAAUCGAAGAACCAUCGACGAGAUCUCUGCCAAAUCUCUCCAAAACCCUGUCUCUCUCUCUCUCUCUCUUCUCGGUUCGUUUGCUCCUUGCGUGUCGCGUGUUCGAAGUUCUUGAUUGAAUCCCGCCAUGGCCGAAGGGAAGUUCGAUCUGCCUGACGAUCUGAUCUUAUCGAAAUCGUCUGAUCAGUUGAAAGAUCAAUUGGUUUCCGAAAACAGCAUACCCUUGUCUCCUCAGUGGCUUUACACUAGGCCAAGCGAGAGCAGGAUGGAUGUGCGAUCUCCAACUCCUGUGCCCUUGGGAAACCCAAAUGAUCCAAAUGCUAAGGAGGUAUGGCGCUUGGAUGGAUCUGAGGACAAGAGGGAUUGGAGGAAGACUGUGCCUGAGAGUGAAACAACCCGGAGAUGGCGUGAAGAGGAAAGAGAAACUGGCUUACUUGGUCCUAGGAGGGAUCGCAGGAAAACAGAACGCCGCAUUGAUAAUGUCUUGGGCAGAGAAACCAAUGAAAGCAAAAACACUGCUUCUUCUGAUAGGUGGCAUGAGGUUAAUGCUCGUGCUGCUGUACAUGAAUCUCGGCGCGAUGGAAAAUGGUCGUCUAGGUGGGGUCCUGAAGAGAAAGAGAAGGAAUCCCGUAGUGAGAAGAAGAUAGAUAUGGACAAGGAGAAGGAGAAGGAAGAGGUCCAGAAUGAAAGCCAGUCUUUGGUCAACAGUGUCCGUACAACUUCUGAACGUGACCAUGAUGCUCGUGACAAAUGGAGACCACGUCAUAGAAUGGAGUCUCAGUCUGGUGGGCCGAAUUCUUAUCGUGCUGCGCCCGGAUUUGGACUCGAUAGAGGACGAACUGAAGGCCCAAAUUUAGGAUUCACUGUUGGCCGAGGAAGGUCAUCUGCAAUUGGGAGAGGUUCUUCAAUUGGUGUUUCUGCAUUGUUUAUGAAUGAAAAUAUCCCUGGGAAACCAUCCCCAUCGGCUUAUAUAUUUCAGUACCCAAGGGGUAAGCUGCUUGACAUGUAUAGGAGACAGAAGCUUGAUCCAUCCUUCGAGAGGGUGCCUCUUGAUAUGGAGGAAGUUGCCCCUUUAACUCAAGUUUGUUUGACUGAACCACUUGCUUUUAUUGCACCGGAUGCUGAGGAGGAGGCAAGCCUUAGUGACAUAUGGAAGGGCAAGAUCAUCAGUAGUGAAGUUCACGGUUCUUUUGGACAAGAAUCAUUUGGCGAAAACAAUUUGGUGAAUCAUGGCAUCCUUUCUUCAGGGGAGACAAAAGAGGCAGAGGAUGCGUUUGUUGGGGUUGUGAAUGAUAACAAUGGUGCUGUGCAUGACAAUGUUUCAGGGUUACUCCCCAAUGGAGGUGCCAGGGGUGCUUCAAGUUCCCAGGGAUUGAAUCCAGUGGCAUCUAAAACUAAUGGAUAUGGCACCGGUCCUGAAAUGGUUAGCUCUGCUUUUGCUAGAUCUUCCGUGUUGGAUGAAAGGGAAUACAGUACUUCUUUUGAUGCCAGAUGCAAACUUCCAGAUGAUUCGGGCUCCCUCUUCGUUCCUGCUUCUCUUGAGCAAGAUUAUACACGCAAGAUGCAGCAACCAGACGAUGAUAUGGAGGGAAAAUACUUGGAAAAGGCUACCCCACCUGAGGAGAUAAUGUUGUUCUAUAUUGAUCCGCAGGGGGAUAUUCAGGGACCGUUCCCUGAUUCUGACAUUAUUUUAUGGUUUGGACAAGGUUUUUUUGGGCCAGACCUACAAGUCCGCUUGGCAGGUGCUCCGGAAAAAACUCCUUUUCGAGAUUUGGGCGAGUUCUUGCCAUAUUUGAUGGUAAAGGGUGCUCAUGCCAAGUGUAGUGAUCCGAAGGAUAGGCUAGAAGAGACUGGUCUGGAAGUAAAUCUGGAGCCCGGUUUAUCAGCUGCUCCUGCAGCUGAAACUACUGACAUAUUGCCAGUAAACAAUCGGUCUCAUUCGUUUUCUGGGUUUAAUGAUGUCUCCGCUGAGAAUAGUUUUCAGAGAAAGUCUGAGCCAGAAGUUUAUGGAAAACUACCACAUUCUGAGGACAGAAGUUUCCUUGACUUCUCUACCCAAGAUGAAGAAAUUGUGUUCCCAGGACGAACGGGAAGUACUAGCUAUGCAAAUAUUCAUGAUAAUUCGGCCAGUGCUGUUGGGCAUCCUACCAUUCCCAUUGAAACAGCUGAGGCUGGUGUUCGGAAUCAGAACCAGAAUAAGUUGCAUCCGUUUGGUGUGUUAUGGUCUGAGCUUGAGAGCACAAAUGCUUCAGUCAACCAGUUACCAAACAGGCCGAACGGUGCAUUGGCUGAGCCUGCCGGUGUAAUGGAGUCUUGGUCCAAUACUUCCCGGAAAAAUACUCAAAUAGAGCCCAACAUGUCUUUGGAUGCUCUGGCUGCUAGCCGUAUGUCACGGUUGGAACAGGAAUCAAAUCGUUUUGAUCUUGUGGGUUCGUUUACGUCAAAUCAGCACCACCAACAGCCGUUCCUAAAUCGGAAUAUGUUGUCACAAGCGCACCUGACUGAACCGGUUUUGGAUCGAAUUCAUGGCCAGAAUCCAGUUCACCGUCAGCAUUUUCCUGACAAUCAUGUCCAGGAUUUGGAGCAUAUGUUAACUCUCCAGUUACAGCAGCACCAGAAGAAGAUUCAGAUGCAUCAACAUCAGCAUCAGCUGCAACAGCAACAGCAACAGCUGCAACAGGAGCAUCAGUUACAUCAGAAACUGUUACAAGAGCAACAACAACAAUCUCAUGCUCGACAACUUCUUCUCCAGCAGUUUAUGCAAGGACAAACUCCGGACCCAAGGUUCGGGCACUCACAUGUUGAUUUUCCCCGAGCCAACAAUGUUAUCGAUCAGAUUUUGUUAGAGCAGCAAAUUCUGCAUGAUAUGCAGCAAGGUCCUGGCCAUCCGUCGCGACAUUUUGGGCCAUCCAUUGAGCAACUUGCCGCAGGAAACUUUGGGCAGUUGCCUCAAGAAGACCAUCAAAGAGAGCUGCUUGAACAUCUGAUUUCAACAAAACUGCAGUCUCAGCAACAUGAUCAACUGAGGGCUUUGGAGUAUCAGAUGCUGCAGCAAGAGCAGGUGAUGCAAUCUUCAAAAGGAACGAGGCACAAUUCUUUUUUGGAGGAACAGAGACAUAUUGAUCCUCUUUGGCCAUCUGAUGAAGGUGAUCAGCUUCUCAGAACUCAUUCUGGGUUACACCGAUCGCAUUCUUCUGGGAUCAGGCCGUUAGAUUAUCAUCAGCAGCAACUGAGGCCACCAUUUGAGGAGCAUUCGGGUCAGCUUGAUCGGAAUCUUUCAUUGCAGGAAAACCUUCGACAAGGAUUAUUCGAGCAGGGAUCUCUUCCAUUUGACCGAGCGGCGUCCUUACCUGUAAACGCGUCAGGACUGAAUCUAGAUGCUGUUAAUGCUCUUAGGCUUGCUCACGGUCUGGAGAUGCAGGAUCCUACUGCCCACAUGCAAGCUGCAGGUGGAUUGGGAAGAUUUACCCCGGAUUUCCACCUUCAGAAUCCUCAUAAUCCUUUAGCUCAGUCACAUUUAACACAGCUGGAAACAAUGGGAGGACGCUGGUCUGAAGCUGACACGCAGCUAACAGGUGAUUGGGCAGAAUCUCAAUUUAGGAGAUUGCAUAUUGACUCUGAACAACAAAAAAUGAGGUCGGAAUUUAGGAGGGCGAGUGAAGACCCUAACUCAUGGAUGUCAGAGGGAUCUACCGAAGACAAGUCAAAGCGUCUUUUGAUGGACUUGCUCCACCAGAGGCCAGGUCAUCAGUCUUUCGACUUGCCAGACAUGAACCGUAGAGACCCAUAUGAUAGAAUGGCUCCUUCAGGCCUUAUCACGGGAUCAAGCGCAUCAGUCCAUCCUUUCGGUGGUCUUUCAGACCAUGGAUCAAGUCUGAAUUUUUCAUCUGCUAUGGGGACUCAUCAUGCUAUUCCCGAUGAACAGUUAAACAGGCUACAGAGGGACGGGGAUUAUCUGAUGAGGUCCGAACUGGGAUCCAUGCACCGUAGUAAUUCCUUACGUUCUGUAAAUAUGGACGGUGGUCAGUCAACUCAUAGUGAUUCUCGAGGGUUUGAUAUGUUUGGUAUGAACAAGGAUUCAAAUGAUAUGAGAGGUUGGAACAAUGUGUCGAGGAACGAGGGAAUGGGAAGGAUGAGAUAUGACAGUCAAGACGGAAUGGGCAGGCAAGCGGGAUUCGACCCUUUGGGUCAAGGAGAGCUUCCAGCAGGUCCAUACGGAGACAGAGCUGGCAUACAUAACUUGAUGGGAGAAGAUAGAAGAAAGGAUCGAGUGGUAGUUCCGUCGCACGGUCAUAACGCGGUGUUGCUGAAAAGGCCACCGUCGUCACAUUCAUCGUCGUCGCACGAAGGGACAUCUGAAACAGCAGCAGCAGCAGCAAACCGGGCAGCGAUAUCGUCGAGCAGUGGUGGCAUGGAAGGAGGAAUCAAAUCGUCGAGCAGUGGUGGCAUGGAAGGAGGUAUCAAGCAGGAGAUGACUAGGGAGGCGGCAGGGUCGUCGUCGUUCAGCGACAUGUUGAAGAGUAACGUGAAGAAUCCUUUGACCGAGCAGAAUCUGUCGGAGGUGGGGGCCAAAGGAGGAGGAGGGGGGAAGAAGAAAGGGAAGAAGGGGAGGCAGAUCGAUCCGUCCCUCCUCGGCUUCAAAGUGUCCAGCAAUCGCAUCCUGAUGGGCGACAUUCACCGGCCCGACGACUGAUGGUUUCCCUUUCUGCUCCCUUGUUGUACAAAUCAAUGAGUUUCUCAGGAAACACAUGAGAUGCGGACUAGUGGUCCAGGCUGAGGUCUCCCCACCGGACAUUGUACCUGGCGGCGAGGUAGUGGGCCCCGACUGGACCCCGGCUCCCAUAAGGAUAGUUUUCAGGUAUUGUUUUCUUCUCUUC
This is a messenger RNA of Tarenaya hassleriana, 4961 nucleotides long. RefSeq lists its product as uncharacterized. The transcript is spliced from 10 exons. Gene Ontology annotation, molecular function: protein binding. NCBI's taxonomy places the organism in Eukaryota, Viridiplantae, Streptophyta, Magnoliopsida, Brassicales, Cleomaceae. The record is from RefSeq and is a predicted model, not a curated record. Bases 212 to 4777 code for a protein of 1521 amino acids.